Vicia villosa (hairy vetch) is the source of this 2910-nucleotide messenger RNA. RefSeq names its product disease resistance protein RPM1-like. The record is from RefSeq and is a predicted model, not a curated record. Gene Ontology annotation, biological process: defense response to other organism. NCBI's taxonomy places the organism in Eukaryota, Viridiplantae, Streptophyta, Magnoliopsida, Fabales, Fabaceae. The transcript has a single exon. The coding region runs from base 32 to 2803 and encodes 923 amino acids. Gene Ontology annotation, molecular function: ADP binding.
AUAAAACAUCAAUAAUCAGAGCUUAACCCAAAUGGCGGAAAUGGCAGUGUCUUUAGCUGUUGACCACUUACUUCCAUUGUUGAGGGAAGAGGCCAAUCUGUUAAGGGGUAUACACAAGGAGUUUGCAGACAUUAAAGAUGAACUAGAAAGUAUUCACGCAUUCCUUAAGGAUGCUGAUAAAAGAGCCGCAACAACUAAAGGAGACAACACUAGUGAUGGAGCCAAAAUAUGGGUGAAGCAGGUCCAGGAAGCAGCUUUUCGCAUUGAAGAUAUCAUUGAUGAUUAUAUGAUCCAGGUGGGACAACAGCCUCCUCAUCCUGGAUGUGUAGCUUUGUUCCAUAAGCUCAAAAGUAUGAUCCCUCGUCGUCGUAUAGCGUCUGAGAUUCAAGACGUUAAGUCACAUAUUCGUGGGAUGAAGGAAAGAAGUGAAAAAUAUGGCUUCCAACGUUCAUUAGAACAAAGAUCAAGCAGUUCUAGAGAAGGUCGAAAUUCUAAAUGGCACGACCCUCGACUGGCUGCUCUUUACAUUGAAGAAUCUGAUGUUGUGGGCUUUGAAAAGCCAAGGAAAAGACUGACUGAUUGGAUGGUAGAGGGAAGGGAAGAGCGCACUGUAGUUUCCGUGGUUGGAAUGGGGGGGCAAGGAAAAACUACUCUUGCCAAGAAAGUUUUUGACAGCAAGGAUGUUGUCAAACACUUCGAUUGUCGUGUAUGGAUCACAGUCUCUCAAUCAUAUAAUGUUGAAGAGUUGUUGAGGGACAUGCUGAUAAAGUUUUUCAAGGAAAAAGGAGACAAUGCUCAUAGGGAUUUUUCUCGAAUGGAUCGAGGAUCAUUGACAGAUGAGGUGAGAAACUACUUGAAGCAAAAGAGGUACGUUGUUGUGUUUGAUGAUGUUUGGAGUGUACAUUUUUGGGAUGAUAUUGAAUUUGCUGUAUUUGAUAAUAAAAAUGGAAGUAAGGUAUUAAUCACAACUAGGAACCUAGAUGUUGUGGUGUCUUGUGAAAAAUCUUCUUUCACUGAGGUGCUUAAGUUGGAACCUUUAACUCAAGAACAAUCUUUGGAGUUGUUCAAUAAGAAGGCAUUUAAAUUUGACCACAAUGGGUGCUGUCCAAAAGAGCUCAUUGGUAUAGCCAAUGAAAUUGUUCAAAAAUGCAAUGGCUUACCACUAGCAAUUGUUGCCAUUGGUGGUCUUUUGUCUACAAGAGAAAAAACUUGGUAUGAGUGGAAUAGAUUUAGAGAAAACUUAAGUUUAGAGCUAAAGAAAGAUACUCAUUUAAUAGGGAUAAAAGAAAUUCUUGGUUUAAGCUAUGAUGAUUUGCCUUAUUACCUCAAGUCAUGUUUGUUAUAUUUUGUAAUAUAUCCAGAAGAUUAUGCAGUUAGAUCAAAGAGAAUGAUUCGACAAUGGAUAGCUGAAGGGUUUGUGAAGGAGGAAAGAGGGAGGACUUUGGAAGAAGUAGCAGAAGAAUAUUUAACAGAGUUGAUCCAUAGAAGCUUGGUGCAAGUAUCCUCGCUUAGAAUUGAUGGUAAGGUUAAACGUUGUCGUGUUCAUGAUCUAAUACGCGAAAUGAUGGUUGAAAAAAAUGAGGAAUUAAAUUUUUGCAAGUAUAUUAGUGAUGAUGGACAAUCAACCUUAAGUGGAAUAGUUCGACGCUUAUUAGUAACAACUGAAUUAACAACCACCGGUUUUUAUGAUUUAAUUCCGAGUACUGAAAGGUCGCAUGUUCGAUCAUUAUUUAUUUUUGAAAAUAAUGCAUCAACUUUCUUAGUUUUUGGGAAAAUCCCUACAAAACUCAGGUUGUUAAAGGUUCUUGAUUUUGAACAUGUUCGAUUAUUGCAUGUUCCUAACGAGGUUGGAAGUUUGAUCCAUUUGAAGUAUUUAAGGUUCAAUUAUAUUAAGGAUGGUAAAAUUCCAAAAUCUAUUGGCAUGCUCCAGAAUCUAGAGACCUUAGAAGUAAGUGAUACAGAUGGCCUUGAGUUGCCAAAAGAGAUUAGCAAGCUUAGAAAGCUAAGACAUCUUAUGGGCAAUAGUCUUUCUUUGAUUGAACUAAAGAAUGGUAUUGGAGAGAUGACAUCCCUACAAACGCUACGAAAUGUUGAUUUAGAUAUGAAUGGAGCAACAGAAGUAAUUAAAGAGUUAGGAAAGCUGAAACAGAUGAGGGAUUUGGGGUUGAUUAAUGUUCAUUUAAAAGAUGGAAGCAUUAUAUCUUCUUCAAUCAAUGAAAUGCGACACUUGGAGAAACUGUUUGUUGCAUCAUCUAAGAGUUUUCUUGAGCUCGAUGACGUGCAUUUGACUAUGGUUCGCAAACUUACACUAAAUGGGGGGUUAGAGAAGUUGCCAGAGUGGAUUCCAGAGUUUCAAAAUCUUGCUGUGUUGAGGUUGAUGCGGUCCUUUUUAACUGAAGAUCCAAUGCAAUCCCUAAAAAGUUUGCAACACUUGUUGAUCCUCUCUAUAACAAAGUGUGCUUAUGAUGGUCUAUGUUUGCAUUUUGAAGAUGGAGGGUUUCAGAAACUAAAGGAACUGUAUGUUGAAACUGCAGAUGAAUUGAGAGAUAUUAUUAUUGACAAAGGAGCACUUCCUUCUCUGAAAAAACUCAGGCUAUACGAUCUCUACAAGCUGAAGACUAUACCCACUGGAAUCCAACAUCUAGAGAAGCUUGAAUUUCUCUAUAUUUUGGAUACUGGAGUUAUAUUUAAUAAUUUGUCGGACAUUUCUACUGAGGAUUGGAAUUGGUUCUUCGAGCGUGUGAUCACUGUAGAAAUUACUACCAAUAGUGGAGGAGUUGCUACUAUAAAUCCAAGGUGGUAGAAAUAAUACUUUAUCAUAUUCUGCAGGAAAAAAAGGUGUGAUUUUUCUUCCUAAACACAAGCUUAAUUUUCCAUAACUAUGAGAAUAUUAUUAUUCAGUCAUCUUAA